Messenger RNA from Tribolium castaneum (red flour beetle), 2767 nucleotides. It is a transcript of the gene Meics, whose product is annotated as Meiotic central spindle. Gene Ontology annotation, biological process: regulation of transcription by RNA polymerase II. Gene Ontology annotation, molecular function: zinc ion binding; RNA polymerase II cis-regulatory region sequence-specific DNA binding; DNA-binding transcription factor activity, RNA polymerase II-specific. NCBI's taxonomy places the organism in Eukaryota, Metazoa, Arthropoda, Insecta, Coleoptera, Tenebrionidae. Gene Ontology annotation, cellular component: nucleus. The record is from RefSeq and is a predicted model, not a curated record. Bases 32 to 2680 code for a protein of 882 amino acids. The transcript has 8 exons.
UCCCGACGUUGGCCGAAAACCUGGAAACAAAAUGGAGUUGACAGGCUUGAUAUGUGAAAUGUCUCUUUGUCGAUUGUGCGGUGAGGAAAAUGUGAACGGGACGGAAUUGUUUCCAACAAGAGAAAACGAGCCGGAUUUAAGUGAACUUGUUAACAAAUAUUUACCGUUGAAGAUCGAGAAUGACCGAAAGUUUCCAACGAAAAUCUGCCCGGGCUGCAACAUUCAGCUGGAAGCGACCAAAUCGUUCAUGGACCUGAUAGUCCAAGGCCAAAUUAAGCUGAGACAGCUGUAUAAAUUGCAACAAGACAAGUUGAACCGGCAGGAAAAGCAAAGAUUGCAACUAGAAGAGGCGUUGAAAAGUGUUAAUCCCAACUCCAGCGUCGAUACUUACACCAUUCAGUCGGAUGAGACUGGAGAGAAAUUUCUAAUACAAAUUUUUUCACACGGACCUUUGUUUCCUCCCGAACACGAAUUAUCAUUAAAGGCCGAAGGCCUCACUAGACCUCGAAGAAAACGUGGUAGACCCCCAAAACCGCCUAAUAAAGAAGACCAAUCCUUAAAAACAAACGACAAAGAUAUUUGUAAAGUUGAAGAAAAAUUGGAGCAAUUUGAAGAAGCCACAGAAGACGGGAAAAGAAAACGAAGAAUUAAGGUCCCCACCCGAUACUCUGAAGCGAUUCAAGGGAAGGAAUUGGAUAAAGUGUUUAAACAAGAGGGUGUUAUAGACGAAGAAUCGGUCUCAGACGAGGACGAUCCGAUUUUAGACGAAGGCGAAGGCUCAAAUAAGGUUGAGGAAGUAAUAGGACGUCUGGAGACCGAAAACGGUGAAGAUUUAGGCCAACCAGUCAUAAUAAAUAAGACUUUGAAUAAAACACGUCCUAGAAAUAAAAGUAUAGCAGGCCAGUCAAAACGUCGACGAAAAUACCAAUGUGAGAUUUGCGGACGCGAAUUUUUACACCAUGGGAGGUACGAAUUGCAUAAAAAAAUGCACGAGGUGGAGUACAGCUGCACCCAAGAAAAGUGUACUUUUGUGACCGAUCAAAAGCCGCUUCUGGAGCAACACCAGGAGGAAAAUGGUCAUUCUGGUCACACAGUUUCGGAAAAAGUUGAUAAAUAUGGAACUCUCCAGCUGCCCACCGACCUCAAACCCCUCCAAGCACCAAACCCCGAUCAGCCGCCCCCAGCCCCCGCCCCCAAAAAGGAGUUCACGUGCGAGCAAUGCCUCAAGCCCUUCUCCUGCAAACAAAACUACGAAGUACACCUCAAGGCCGUCCAUGCCGGUGAGCGCCCCUUCGCUUGCGAACUCUGCAACAAGCGCUUUUCGUACGCCAACAGCCUCAAAGUCCACCUUCUGCAACACUUCCCCAAAACAGGUCCCGACGACGACUCCAGCGCCCAGUACAAGUGCCCCUCAUGCCCUAAGAGCUUCCGGCAUCCGAGCAGUCUGCAGUACCACCGCGACUCGGAGCACACCAACGGACGCCGCUUCGUCUGCAACAAGUGCGACAAGCCGUUCAAGCAUCGCCAGCUGCUGCAGCGCCACCAGCUGGUGCACUCCGACGAGCGCCCGCAUCGAUGCUCGCAGUGCAAUUCGGCGUUCAAAACGCGCGCUAAUCUCAUCCACCACACGAGGACGGUGCAUUCGGGACAACGCAGUCAUUGGUGCUCGCAGUGCGAUAAGGCCUUUGCGCACAAAACCGCACUCAAGUUGCACCAGAGGUGGCAUUCGGGGGUAAGGCCCUACCAGUGCGAGUUCUGCAAGAAAUCCUUCUCACAGAAGGGGAAUUUGGCAGAGCACAGGAGAAUACACACUGGGGAAAAACCCUACCAGUGUGACCAUUGUGGAAGGGCGUUCACCACCUCAUCGCAGUUUAGACUUCACAAGAAACGACAUUUGGAUGAGAGACCACAUAGGUGCGAGUUUUGUCAAAAGAGUUUUCUACAUAAGGUCACUUUGAGGUGUCACAUGAGACGGCAUUUUGAUGAGAGGCCUUUCAAGUGUCAGCAAUGCCCCAAAACGUUCCCUGAAGCUUGGGCUUUGAAAAAACACGAGAGACUACACACCGGGGAAAAACCCUACAAGUGUGACUUGUGCUCCAAAGCCUUCGCGGACAGCUCGAACUUGGCCAAACAUCGACGGACUCACAGAAAUUUGAAAGACAAACAGAUGCUCUUUGUAACCUAUGAAAAAGACGGAGGUGAGGCGAUUGUUACGUAUAUAGAACCACAAGAUACAGUAGUCGAAACAAACGAAAUAAUAAACGUUGCUGAAGAAAUUGACGAUUUGAAAACAAUACAAUUGCAACAACUUGUGGACCAGGAAGGUAACCCAAUUAGUUUUAUAACGCAAGAUGGGCAACAGGUUAAGGUUGUGGCAAGUAGCGAAGAUGGGCAAGAAAAUAUCCAAGGGUUACUCCCUGAUGGUACGUUGGUACCAAUUAGUUUGACAACGGUACCAGAAAAAACUAAACCAAUAGUAACGCAAAUCGAGGAGACACAAAAGAUAGAUGUGCCAAUUGAGGGCCAGUUAUUAGGAAGCAACAUCCAAUUCCUCUCCGAUGAUGACCCAAAAGUGGACAAUAAUAUUCAAUUCGUAGCUGAAGAUAAUCAAAACAUGUGCUUAGUGACAACUUACAACAUUGAAGAUUCUAUAAAUCCGCAAUAUCUUAGUAUGCCCUAAGGAGCAAACCUGAAAUUUAUGUGUGUAUUUUAUAUGUAUAUUAGGAGCCUGUAUAAUUUAUUUUGAAGAUGUAUAUUUAUUACACAA